AUGAUCACAAGAGACGCGGAGGCAGCCAAUCCCCACGGCCGUAAGAUGGUGAGCACCAAAAGUAGUGUGGAACAAGGUGGUGGGUGCGAUGUGUGUGUGGAGAACGAUGAUGUGUGCCAGUGUGAUCAUCGAAGUGGCGACGAUGGCCAACACCGUCUUCAUGAGCAGCCUAAUGGCUCUUUUGCUCAUGCUGUCAUCAAUAUGAUUGGAAUGCUCAUAGGACUAGGACAACUAUCAACUCCAUACGCCCUGGAAAAUGGCGGUUGGGCGUCGAUAUUCCUCCUCCUAGUCCUCGGACUCAUCUGUACUUACACCUCCCACCUCCUCGGCAAAUGCCUCCACAUGUCCCCCAAGUCCCUGAGCUAUGUCGACAUCGGCCACCACGCCUUCGGAUCCAAGGGCAAACUCCUAGUCUCCACCUUCAUCUACCUCGAGAUUUUCAUGGCGCUCGUCUCCUACACCAUCUCCCUCCACGACAACCUCGCCACCGUCUUUACUGGGACCUACAUCCCGGCCACCGGUGUCAUGUCUACCUCACAACUUCUCACCCUGGUUGCUGUCCUGGUAGCUCUACCCAGCUUGUGGAUAAGAAACUUGUCUUCCAUCUCGUUCUUAUCCUCUGGCGGAAUACUGAUGUCUGGUGUCAUCUUUAGCUGUGUUGUCUUCACGGCGGCGUUCGGAGGCGUGACACCUGAUAACAACAUACCGAUGAUUAGGGCAAGGAGUAUUCCUUCAAUUUCAGGGUUGUACGUCUUCAGUUACGGUGGUCACAUUGUCUUCCCUGACUUGUACAAGUCCAUGAAAGAUCCUUCCAAGUUCACCAAGGUAUCAAUAGUUAGUUUUGCAGCUGUCACCGGACUUUAUACGUCCAUGGCCUUCUUGGGAGCCAAGAUGUUCGGGCCAGGAGUGAGCUCGCAAAUCACCCUUAGCCUCCCGCCACACCUCAUCUUCACGAGAGUGGCCUUAUGGGCCACCGUGAUCACCCCCAUGACCAAGUACGCUCUCGAGUUUGCGCCCUUUGCCAUCCAGCUCGAGCGCAUCUUGCCGAGCUGGAUGGCACCACAGACCAAAACGAUCGUCCGUGGCACGGUGGGCUCAGUGUUGCUGCUCGUGAUCCUCACUCUUGCCCUUUCGGUGCCCUACUUCGAGCAUGUGCUCGGCCUCACGGGGUCCCUUGUGAGCACUAGCAUCUGUGUGGUGUUUCCAUGCGCAUUCUACUUGAAGAUCUCUCGUGGGGAACUGGGACGGACUGUGCUAGUUUUGAAUUGGGCCCUGAUCGGGGUUGGGUGUGUUCUUGGAGCUAGCGGGACGAUUUCUUCGUCCAAGUUAUUGAUAAACAGUCUUCGAAGAGCUCAUCAUCUUCACUCCUCUUAA
Messenger RNA from Linum tenue, 1374 nucleotides. The record is from the annotation of a GenBank genome assembly. Lineage: Eukaryota; Viridiplantae; Streptophyta; Magnoliopsida; Malpighiales; Linaceae.